AUGGAUCCCAAGGACUCCAUCAUCCAGCUGAUCGUGCCGAAUUGCGCUGGGGAUACGGAGCGUCUCCAAGUUCACCGCGGUGUUCUUGGCAAGAGCUCAGAGUUCUUCCGAAGAGCUAUGAAGCCCGAGUGGACCGAUCGGAAAGAAGAUUCAAAGACUCUGGAUCUUCCCGAGGAUUCGGCGAACAUCGUCACCGACUAUAUCAAGUGGCUUUAUGACGGAGAAAUUCCGAUCGGCUCACGCGCGGCCCACGAAGCCACCCACGACAGCAGCGCUGGAGAGGCGGAGAAGUUCCUCGCUCAACUUGCACGAGCAUACGUAUUUGCGGAAAGGAUCAUGGAUGUCAAGUACAAAAACGCGUUGUUCCAGGCUAUAUACACGGCUCAAAACAAGUUCGGCUUGUGCAUGGGGAAUGAGAGCGUCAAGAUUGUCUAUGAUGGCACGCCUUCCGGAUCUCCACUGCGACGCUUAAUUGCUGCAGACGUCGCGCACAAAGCGUACGAUGACUUGAAAGAAGGGGGUGGCUGGAUGGAAGACUUGGAAUCGUAUUCAAGAGAAGCUCUGAUAGAUGCAUUACAAGCCACGUUGAGGGUGCGUUGCAAGGCAGACGCCCCCUACCCUAGCGUCGGGUGGUACAUUGAGGAUGAGGAGUAG
Molecule: messenger RNA, 654 nt
Organism: Alternaria triticimaculans
Lineage: Eukaryota; Fungi; Ascomycota; Dothideomycetes; Pleosporales; Pleosporaceae
Exons: 2
Coding region: 1-654 (217 amino acids)
Molecular function (GO): protein binding
Source: RefSeq, a predicted model, not a curated record